AUGAGAGGCUUCACACUCCUUGCGGGAGCACUAGCCGCAUCGUCGGUCCAAGCAGCCUCUUUACAAAACGUUUUCCAGGCAAACACGCUUCUGGACAAGGCCAGAAACGCGUUGGGCCUGAGUGAGCAGCAACUACUAGAUUCGGUGCCCAAAAGCAUUCAGAAGGUCUGGGGAGAAAUGGGCAUGCUUUUCCCAAAGGAAACCGCUGAGCUGGAGUUCAUCACGAAGCCCAAGUCCAAGAUUAAUUCGAAACCCGACUCCCAGUGGGACUUUGUGGUCCAAGAACACCCAGAGCACAAAUUGCGUGUCAACAAGAUUAAGGACCCUAAGGUGCUUGGCAUUGAUCCCGGCGUUAAGCAGUACACUGGUUAUCUCGACGUGGAGGAAGAAGACAAGCAUUUUUUCUACUGGUUCUUUGAAAGUAGAAACGACCCUAAGAAUGACCCUGUCAUUUUGUGGCUAAACGGUGGGCCCGGCUGCUCCUCCUUGACCGGACUGUUUUUUGAGCUUGGUCCCUCGUCCAUCGGCCCAGAGAUUAAGCCCAUUUACAACCCUCACUCCUGGAACUCCAACGCCUCGGUGAUUUUCCUAGACCAGCCGGUCAACGUAGGGUACUCUUACUCGGGUUCCGGUGGAGUUUCCAACACCGUCGCUGCCGGUAAAGACGUGUACGCCUUUUUGCAGCUUUUCUUCAAGCAAUUCCCAGAAUACGCUUCUGGCCAAGAAUUCCACAUUGCUGGUGAGUCUUACGCAGGCCAUUACAUUCCAGUAUUUGCCACUGAGAUUUUGUCCCACCCACAAGAAGAAAGGUCCUUCAACUUGACAUCUGUGCUGAUUGGUAACGGUCUAACAGACCCAUUGACCCAGUACUCUUACUAUGAACCUAUGGCUUGCGGAGAAGGUGGUGAACCUUCUGUCUUGGAGCCAGAAGAGUGCGAAGGUAUGUUGGACACUUUGCCUCGUUGUCUGAGCCUGAUCGAAAGCUGUUACGAAUCCGAGUCGGUUUGGACCUGUGUUCCAGCCUCUAUCUACUGCAACAAUGCGCAAAUGGGGCCUUACCAAAAGACUGGCAAAAACGUCUACGACAUAAGGAAAGAGUGCCAGGGUGAACUAUGCUACGCGGAAAUGAAGUACAUGGACGAGUAUUUGAACCUGGACGUUGUCAAGCAGGCAGUGGGCGCUGAAGUCGACAACUACGAGUCGUGCAACUUCAACAUCAACAGAAACUUCUUGCUCGCCGGAGACUGGAUGAAGCCUUACCACAAGGCCGUGACCAACUUGCUAAACCAAGGCCUACCGGUCUUGAUCUACGCGGGUGACAAGGACUUCAUUUGCAACUGGUUGGGUAACGAAGCCUGGUCCAAUGUCCUACCGUGGAAGCACGCUGAAAAGUUCCAAGACCAGCCCGUCAAGAACUGGAUUUCCAGCACCACAGGCGACAAGGCUGGUAAAGUGAAGAACUACGAGAACUUCACUUUCUUGAGAAUUUACGGCGGUGGACACAUGGUUCCUUUCGACCAGCCAGAAAACGCACUUGCCAUGGUCAACGACUGGGUCAAGGGCUCUUACAACUUCGAGUAA
Lachancea meyersii CBS 8951 is the source of this 1581-nucleotide messenger RNA. NCBI's taxonomy places the organism in Eukaryota, Fungi, Ascomycota, Saccharomycetes, Saccharomycetales, Saccharomycetaceae. The record is from the annotation of a GenBank genome assembly.